UGCAGUUCAUCCUAGAUGCGUUAUUUCCUGAGGAUCCCUGACAGUGUAGGUAAGGACAUUGAGAAGGCCUGCCAGUCCAUCUACCCUCUGCAUGACGUCUACGUCAGGAAGGUGAAGAUGUUGAAGAAACCCAAGUUUGAGUUGGGUAAACUGAUGGAGCUGCACGGUGAGGGUGGAACCAGCACCACCGCUGCCAAACCCUCUGGAGAGGACACUGGAGCUAAGGUGGAGAGAGCCGAUGGCUACGAACCCCCCAUCCAGGAAUCUGUCUGAAGCCCUUCCACACACAGAG
Molecule: messenger RNA, 292 nt
Organism: Chanos chanos (milkfish)
Lineage: Eukaryota; Metazoa; Chordata; Actinopteri; Gonorynchiformes; Chanidae
Product: 40S ribosomal protein S3a
Exons: 3
Coding region: 16-273 (85 amino acids)
Biological process (GO): translation
Cellular component (GO): ribosome
Molecular function (GO): structural constituent of ribosome
Source: RefSeq, a predicted model, not a curated record